This is a messenger RNA of Owenia fusiformis, 926 nucleotides long. The record is from the annotation of a GenBank genome assembly. NCBI's taxonomy places the organism in Eukaryota, Metazoa, Annelida, Polychaeta, Sabellida, Oweniidae.
AUGAAACAAGUUGGAUUCCAGUUUGUGCUACUAGAUGGAGCUAUAACAACUCAAGAGUCCUGUGUCGAUCGAUGGGUUAUGAUUCAAAAAGUGUUAUUCUCUCAAAACUGAUUCGACAUAACCCUGUUUACCUGAAGACAGACAUAAGAUGUAAUGGGACAGAACAUCAUUUGAAAGACUGCAUCAAUUACAUUUGGGAAAAGGCGAGUGGAACUUAUCAAGACAGAAGGUUGGUUGACUGUUCACAGAUAGUUUUAUCAUGCGACAUGAGGCAACUGCGUGUGCGCCUGGAGAGUGAGGGUUGUUAUACUGGUCUGCCAGCAUUUGACUUCUACAAUGAAGAUAGGAUUGCACAUAUAGUACAAUGUAGAAAUUGUAGAGUCUGCAUCCCAAAAUGGAGAAAAUGGGGCAUACAAGAAGCUAAAACAAUCUGCAAAGUACUUGGCUACCCGCCCCAAUAUACUAGUAUAAGAGUCCUCCAUUUUAACACUAAACAUACAGAGGAUAAGUUUAUACAAGGGUUUAAAUGUGAAGAUAUGUUUGAUGGAGGUACGGUCUGCCAUUUGGUUGCUAGUGGUUGUUAUUAUAAAUGGAACUGGCGGCACACAGCUGUUUACUGCCACAAUGGACCUGCAGAGGCCCUUCCAAGUAACUUUACUGCUAAGCCAGAGCUGCUCUCAAAAGGUUAUGGGCAGAUUGAGAUUCAUUACAACAACAAGAGGGGUGCAGUAUGUGCCCAUGGCUGGGGGAUCAAUGAAACAAAGGUUGCCUGUAGGGGAUAUACUCCCACUAAUUCAACAAAACGAUACAUAAUGACAGAUGACCAGACUAACAAUUUUGCCCACUUUGGUGCUAGGCACAACCUAAAUGAUGUCAUUGUUAUGAGCGAUGUAAAAUGCAAUGGAGAUGAACAACAUCUAUCUGAA